AUUCAAGUGAUAAUUGUUUACUGAUUCUGUAGCACUUUGUUGGCCAAUAUUUAAAGAACAGCGGGCGUUUUACUUCCAGAGUCAACAUGCCUGUGUGUGUCUCUGUGUGGGCUAUUCAAGUGAUAUUUGUUUACAGAUUCAGUAUUCUGUAUUGUGGGUGUAGGAAAGGAAAUAACAUUAUUUGUUCCUUGUUCACUGAUCGGAUGUUAGACUACGUGUCUAAGCACGCAUGUGGGUCUUGUUAACAGAGCCAACACAAUAGCUUUGCUGUACAACCGUUAACAUUAUUACAACCAUUCACCUUUGACUUUUUGUUGUCAAAGCAAAGUUUGAUGAAAUAUAGCCUCCACAGGAGUUUAGCUGUAAAAAGUUUGGUGACUUUAGCCCUCCACACCGUUUUAGCCGGCAAUCCAAAAUUUGGUGAUUAUAUGACCAAUAUAUGGUAAUCAUUAAACACUCAUUACUCAUUAACUAAAAUAAUUAGGUUAUGCAUUUGUGACAGAAUCUUGGGAAUAAUGUGUGGCAAUAGCUACAGGGUAAGUGGAUUUUUUUUUACAGUCAAAUUGUAAACAAAAACAUUUUUCAAACUAAUGCAACCUCUGAAUUGGUGGAUGUUUUGAAAUAAUUAUGGACAUUUUAAGCAUCAAUUCUCACAACAUUAAACCAGAUUUUUAUCAUUGGAUUUCACAGAUCUCAAGAGCCAUCAUUGACUGUACAUGAUUUAAUCCAGACGAGUGAAUUAAUCGGUGAAGGUUUACCCAAACGAUAUCGUCUCUUCACAACCAAAAGUAAUCUUUAUGAAGAUGGUUCAGUGAGACAAUGGACAUUUGGACAGUGAUGUGUCAAUAUUCAAAACAAAAUCCUACUGAUGGUAGGAGAAACUGGAAUAGGAACUCUGAUCAAUGCUAUGUAAAUUAUAUACUCGAGGUAAAGUUUAAAGAGAUUUUAGUGAAGGGAGGAGAAAGUAUAAUGAAAAGUAUAACAGAGCUCUCCAGACAGCUUGGGAACAAACAGAGGACAGUGUAAAUGAUUUCUUCACCUCACUGAACAAACAGAACAGAAAAAGCUUAAAGCAGAGUUCAAACGACUUGAAGCGUGUAUUUCUAAUCUACAAAACCAUAUUGAGUAUAAAGAGGAAAAAGGGAGUGUCCUGAUGAGUGAAUUGUUUGAGAGGAAAGAGCUGGCUAUCACUGCCUAUCUUGGACUCUCAAGCUAUUUUUAGACCUGUGUUGAAGUGUGCAGAGAACUGAAAGUCUUAGAGAAAGAGUUGCAUAACAUUUCAAGUGUUUUUCAGCCUAGUAACAGCUUGAUGUUCAUUGGUUGGAUUUUAACACUCAGGUCUGACUCCCUCAUCAGGUGACCACAAAAUCCUUGCUGUUAAUAAAGUCACAACAGCGUUAAUUAUCUCUAGUCUUCAUUUUGCUCAUGAAGGACAAUUCUACUUUGCUUAAGCAGGUCAUACAAUUGUGCCUGAAUCUUCUGACAAAUCUGUGGGAAUUGAACUAGUAUUAUGGCUACAGGAUUUAACAGAUGUCAAGAGUCAUCAUCAACUGUACAUGAUUUAAUCCAGAAGAGUAAAUUAAUCAGUGAAGGUCCACCUGCACGAUAUCAUCUCCUCACAACCAGAAGUAAUCUUGAUGAAGAAGGCUUAGUGAGAAAAUGGACAUUUGGACAGAGAGGUGUGAAUAUGCAAAACAAAAUUGUACUGAUGGUAGGAGAAACUGGAACAGGCAAAACUACUCUGAUCAACGCCGUGACUAAUUAUAUACUGGGGGUGAGGUUUACAGAUGAAGUGUGGUUUGAGAUUACAGAAGAGGGAAGAGAUAAUCACAUGUCAGAUUGGUCAAAAUGUCAAACAACUAAAAUCACUGUGUAUGAGGUGUUUGCCCAAGACAACCCAAUCUGUCUUACUGUCAUUGACACUCCAGGUUAUGGAGACACCAGGGGAGUAGAAUAUGACAAACAGAUUGCUGACAACCUUAGUAAACUGUUCCGCAAUGACACUGGAGUGAAAGAAAUUGAUGCAGUGUGUCUGGUAGUGAAGGCAUCUGAGAAUCGAUCCACUGACAGACAGCACUACAUCGUGGAUGCACUUUUGUCCUUAUUUGGUAAAGAUAUAGAGAACGUUGUGAUGUUUAUCACUCACUCAGAUGGAUUGCCUCCAAAAGAUGCUCUUAAUGCUAUCAAGAAAGCAGCAAUUCCAUGUAGGAAAAAUGAAGAAAAUGAACCCGAGCAUUUCUUAUUUAACAAUCGUCAAACUGAAAAAAGGAUCAAAAAGUAUAACAGAUUUCUCCAGACAGCUUGGGAACAAACAGAGGACAGUUUAAAUGAUUUCUUUGCCUCCCUGAAAGAACAGAACAGAAAAAGCUUAGAGCAGACUGAAAAUGUUCUGACUGAGUCCAAACGACUUGAAGCCUGUAUUUCUAAUCUAAAAGAUUGUAUUAAGUUUAUAGAGUGCAAAGGUGAAGAACUGACUCAGAUUCAGAAAGCUCUUGAGAUAAACAGAGAAAAGAUUAAGAGAAAUGAAAACGUUACUUUUACAGUCACCAAAUAUUACAAAGAAAAAGUUCCCAUUGAAGAUGCUUCAUGGGAGAACAGAAAGGUGACCAGUUGCUCUGUCUGUGAGGAGAACUGUCAUGAACAAAACUGCUAUAGAGCCUUGAAUGCUGGGUGGUGUAAAGUCAUGAAAAAAAAACACUGUACUGUAUGUACAGGUAAAUGUCACUACACUAAACAUGUCAGGGAAAACAAGAAAUAUGUUACAAAGAGCAACAAGACCGAAGUGAGUUUUGAUGAAAUUCUACAUCAAUACAAAGAUAGCAAUAAAUUAAAAUCAUAUGGCGAGUUUGACAAAAAGGCCUUUGAAAAUGUCAAAAACAAGUUUGAAAGCAACAAGAAACAGGAAGAAGAGAAGACAAGCAUAGAGAAGAGACUGAAAGAAGAACUGAUUGAGAAAGAAAAGAAAAAAGCUAAGUUGCUGGAAGAAGCCUACACCACCAUCAUGAAACUGUCUGAGAUUGUUUUAAAGCCAGACUCUGCUUUCAUUGUUCAGUGUCUUGACUUCUUGAUCCCUCGAGCUGAGGAAAUUGGAAGAGAAGUUGUUGCUCAGAAACUAACAGACCUAAGGAAAAUUCAACCUGAAUCACAGGAACGGGUUAAUGCUGUAAUGGGGUAUUUUAACAAACUCAAGAAUGUUGUUACUGGUAAAUAAAUGAAAUCUGAAGAUUAAAAAUGGGCACGUAACAUGUAAUAAACACGACCAUAUUUGUAUCUCAUGUACAAGUGUUGUUCAAAUAAUAAAACACACUGUGUUAAUGUCAGGAACUGCUGGACUGUUCCCUGCCAGGCCUGAGGAAGGUGUUGGCAGGUGAACCCGAGAAGCCUCCUUGUUCGUGUGUCUUGUGAUUACCUGUCCUAUUGUUCUCCCCCCUGAUUGUCUCACCUGUACCCAGUUUACCCUAAUGUCUAGCCCUAUAAAUAGGGAUCCUUUUGUGCUUGUCUUUGUCCGUGAUUGUUUACUGUUAUUCGUUCCGUGGUUCCAGUCCGGCUAUGCGCCUGAGUUGAUCUUGUUACCUGUUCGGUCUUUAUUUUCCUUUUUUAACCUCGUAUCCUGUUCGUCUUCCCAUGUCGUGUCUUCAUGUCAAUAAAAGCAGCGCUUCGCUGAAUCCUGUGUCUGGGUCUGCGUUCAGCCGCGUACUAGCGUGGGCAUGCGCACCACGGAUGGCCUGGGUUCGAGCCCCGCCUACGGCGAGGAUCCCGGCCGUGACCGUUAAUUAGUGUAGAUUCAAUGAUUUUACUUUGUUUUGAUAAUCAUUUAAAACGGUUUUGAUUACAGCUGAGUUAAUUAUGACAGUGGAUUUUUUUUUUUUUUACAUGUUCUGUAUUACACGUGAACCUAUACUGUUCAUGAAUAGAUGUUUAUCCCCUUCUUUUAACUUGAUUUGAGUUAACUAGCUGAAUAUUGUUAAUCCCACUCUUGCUAGUGUCCUCUGUAUAACUAGUUUAUCUGAAUUCCUUAUUAAAUAUCUAUCAUU
Molecule: messenger RNA, 4034 nt
Organism: Hemibagrus wyckioides
Lineage: Eukaryota; Metazoa; Chordata; Actinopteri; Siluriformes; Bagridae
Exons: 3
Coding region: 1511-3211 (566 amino acids)
Molecular function (GO): GTP binding
Source: RefSeq, a predicted model, not a curated record